ACCAAUUCUGAUUUUUGGUGUCAUGUUCUAUAGAAAACAAUGAAAACUCAUUAGAUAUAUAUAAGAAUGGAAGUCUACAAGCUUGAAGAGAUAUUUGCAGAAAAACUCACCGUUUCGCUCCGAAAUAAUCAUGGUGUCACAGUCCAAUUCAAAAUUAAGGAAAAAGAAGAGAAAGAAUCUAGAAUCAAAGGAAGAAUCAAGAAGAAGGAAAAUGCGAGGAGAAGGAAGGAAACCACUUAUAGUAUAUUUCCUCAGAUACCCUUAAACUUGAUACACUGAUAUUUUUAGACUCACAAACCAGUAAAAGUCCCUAAAAUAUCCUCAUUUACAAUUCGUGACAUUCUCGAAAAUGGGUCUAAUAGGCGUACUAGCUCAACUGCUUUUGUCAGUACUAGUGGGGGUAGCACUCGCAAAGGAUAAUGGAAGAUGGUUUUUUUAUAUCGUGGUGUUGUACGGUAAACAAUAAAGUCCCCUCAAUUAGCCUUUUUCCUUUUGCCCCUUACGUUUGUGUGCCAUAUCUUUGUUCUUAUUUGUAAGAAAAAUGUAUUAUUGUUUUGCCUUUUGAAUUAAUUUCAUUCUUUUUGUUGUACCGUGAGUUGAAAAGGUAAUUUUUUUUUUUUUUUCUCACGGCAAUCAAUUAUUGCAGCUACG
Messenger RNA from Rubroshorea leprosula, 651 nucleotides. Lineage: Eukaryota; Viridiplantae; Streptophyta; Magnoliopsida; Malvales; Dipterocarpaceae. The record is from the annotation of a GenBank genome assembly.